Messenger RNA from Priapulus caudatus, 1835 nucleotides. Its product is annotated as organic cation transporter protein-like. Gene Ontology annotation, cellular component: membrane. Gene Ontology annotation, molecular function: transmembrane transporter activity. The transcript has 10 exons. Gene Ontology annotation, biological process: transmembrane transport. NCBI's taxonomy places the organism in Eukaryota, Metazoa, Priapulida, Priapulimorpha, Priapulimorphida, Priapulidae. The record is from RefSeq and is a predicted model, not a curated record. Bases 1 to 1698 code for a protein of 565 amino acids.
AUGUCAUACGAUGAGAUUCUUGGUCACGUAGGAGAUCUCGGCCGCUGGCAGCUGAAAGUAUUUCUGCUCAUCUCGUUAGCAGCACUACCAACCGGUUUCCUGAAUCUGGUUAUCGUAUUCAUCGGAGCGAUCCCUAAGCAUUGGUGCGCCGUGCCGGAGCUGGCGGCACUACCCUACGACGUCCAGAAAACCCUGAGCAUACCGUAUGAGAUAUCAAAUAAAGGAGUAUUGAAAUGGUCGGCCUGUGAGGUAUAUUCUGAACGAAAUUACACGCAGGCAGCUCUUCUCUAUUCCAGUGGAGGCCUCGACAGUCUGUCGCCCUCGUUUUACACCGACGGCAACCAGACAUCGUGCGAGAAUGGUUGGAUUUAUGAUCAGAUAGAAGGGGCCUCGACAUUUGCCAGCGAGUGGGACCUGGUCUGCGGCAAAAGCUGGUUGGCGUCUGCUGCCGGUCAAAGUCUAUUCAUGUUGGGUUUUCUGAUCGGAUGCAUCGUGUUCGGGGAGAUUUCAGACAAGAAGGGCAGGAAGAAUACGUUCUUGUGCACGAUACUGAUACUGGCGACUGUCGGCACGGCUAGCGCUUUCUCUCCGAACUAUCCCGUCUACGCCGUGCUGCGGUUCCUGACAGGGGCGUCGGCGGCCGGGGCCUGUAACAGUGGCUUCGUUUAUCUGCUGGAGAACGUUGGCAAUCCUUAUCGAAAUCGCUGCUCUAACUUGGGCGGGAUGUUCUACUCGGCGGCAUAUGCCAUGCUGGCCCUGCUCGCGUGGCUCAUCCGCUCGUGGCGCCAUCUGCAGUUCGCGUUAUCAAUUUGGAUAUUUCUCAUGCUGGGCUAUUACUUUCUUCUUGACGAAUCACCGCGAUGGCUGUACGCAGAAGGCAAGCACGAAGAAUGCGAAGCGGCACUGAAAAAAAUGGCUGCAAUUAAUCGGAAGUCAUACCCAGAAAAUGUUCAACUAAUACUCGAGAAAAAGAAACAUCAAAUUGUCACCGCCGACGGAAAAGUGAGAGAACCGAAUGUCAUGGACACACUGCGUACGCCAAACAUGAGGAAGAAAUCGCUCGUCUUGAUGUUUCAGUGGUUCGUCGUGUCCAUGGUUUACUAUGGACUUUCACUGAACUCCGUGAACCUCGGCAGUAACCCUUAUCUAAGCUUCUUCCUCGGUGGCCUGGUGGAAAUUCCCGCGCACCUGGUCGUCAUGUACACCUUGAAGCGAUACGGACGCAGACUGACUGCGUCAUUGACAAUGUUAUCCAGCGGCAUUAGUUGCCUAGUGACGUCUCUGCCGUUCUUACACGGAUUUGACGAGUUGAUCGUCGGGCUUGCGACAUUCGGCAAGUUUUGCGUCUCAAUGACGUUCUCCGUCGUCUACCUGUACAGCGCCGAAAUAUAUCCGACCGUAGUGCGUAACGCGGGCCUCGGCAGUAACUCCGUACUCGCCCGAGUCGGCGCUAUCCUCGCUCCUUACAUCUCCAUGCUGGGAACAUACUCGCCGACCUUACCCCUCGUGAUAUUUGGAAUUCCGGCAGUAAUUGCUGGGGUGUUAGCACUGCUCUUGCCAGAAACAAGCGACAAGGUACUACCGGAAACGCUGACAGAUGGUGAGAAAUUUGGAAGGGACCACAGAUUUUGGCAGUUCCUGCCUAUAAAAGGGGACGCAAAAGUAUCCCAAUCGACGCCGAAACCGGUCGCAGUGUGACACCGUGCAGGCGACCAUGCAGUGACUGUGAAUCUCGCAGAUCGCAAUUGUCUAACGUCUUUUAACCGUCGCAUCACCGAGUGUAUGGCCUGCAUCGCUUUGUCGGAAAUCAACCUGAAACUUUCGAUCGUUUUCCG